AUGUAUGACCAGUUAAAUAAAGCUUCUAGGACCACAACACGGAAAAUUGAGGGGUACCUUACUUUAUUACAGUGCUGGAUCUAUGAGCAUUUUCCGAGUGUGCAUCAAUGUGUCACCGAUGAUGCCUAUGAGGAGAUGUCCCCUCGUGCCUCCCGGUGGCUGACGAUGAAGGCUCAUAUGAAGGGAAUUACAGGAGCACCGUACCGGGCAUGUUGUUAUGCUUUGACUGUCACAGACGUGUGUUGGUUGCCUUACAGUGACCAUCGAGGGGUUAGGGGGUUUGAGCUAAUUUCAUCGUUCCAUGGUCAGCUGAGAUGGGGUCCUACGGUGGUCACAGUUCGACCGGAGAGGGCAGGUGACCAGCCCAGACAUGCACCUGGCCCAGACCAUGAGGACUACAUGCAGCCGGACAUCCCACAGGAUGAUUACGAAGGCUAUGAGACGAUUGCAGAAAGGUUGGAGCGUGUGCUCAACCUUAGGAUGGUCACUACAGGGACAGAGUUACAUGAUAUCAUGUAA
Glycine soja is the source of this 519-nucleotide messenger RNA. Its product is annotated as protein MAIN-LIKE 2-like. The transcript has 4 exons. The coding region runs from base 1 to 519 and encodes 172 amino acids. NCBI's taxonomy places the organism in Eukaryota, Viridiplantae, Streptophyta, Magnoliopsida, Fabales, Fabaceae. The record is from RefSeq and is a predicted model, not a curated record.